Molecule: messenger RNA, 888 nt
Organism: Suhomyces tanzawaensis NRRL Y-17324
Lineage: Eukaryota; Fungi; Ascomycota; Pichiomycetes; Serinales; Debaryomycetaceae
Exons: 1
Coding region: 1-888 (295 amino acids)
Biological process (GO): base-excision repair, AP site formation
Molecular function (GO): mismatch base pair DNA N-glycosylase activity
Source: RefSeq, a predicted model, not a curated record
AUGGGUUCUGAUAGCUUGCGCUCGCGAAUCAGAGCGUUCCGGUAUCAUGAUGAUGAACAGGAUGCAGCAGAUCAACUGACAGAGUCACUUAGAGUCGAUUCUCCGUUUUUGCUGGCGAAAACGGGCCCGAAAUCGCCCCACAAAGUCCACAAACCGUCCAGCUCAACAAAACGCAGGUCAACGGCUACGGUCAGCAAAUCCCGUCAAAAGGCCCCAACACCGGCACCCAGAGCAUUGCCAGACCUUCCACCGUGUCUCACCACCGAGCAGCAAGUCCUUUUUGUCGGAUACAACCCUGGAGUUGAGUCGUCGCUCCAGCAGCACCAUUAUGCCCAUUUCACCAAUCUCUUUUGGAAACUCUUCAACCAGAGCCAGCUCUUCACCAAGGUGCUCCAGCGCAUCCAGUACGAUCUGAAGGACCCCUUGCUCGAAGAACCCUCCAUUAGGCCCCACCAUGAUAACGAUUUGAUCCGGUUCAAGAUUGGUUUCACUGACUUGGUGCUCCGCUGCACCAAAACAGCCCAGGAGUUGAGUAUGGCCGAGAAGUUGGCCAACGUGCCACGACUCUUCCAAGAGUUCCAGUUCACUCAGUCUCGCUACCUUGUUUUUAUAGGAAAAGGCAUUUGGGAGAUUAUUGUCAAGUACUUGGCCACGAAGCUAGCUAUUAAGGUCAAGCUCACAAAGGGCAACUUCGCAUGGGGCGAACAGAAAAUUCGGGACGGGACAGGCGAGGAUGUCCGUUUGUACAAUUAUAUGUUGAAAGCAGCGAGGAAGGAGAUUCCUGAGAUCACCAGAAUUUACGUGUUUCCCAACACUUCUGGGUUGGUGGCCAGCUUGUCGUUUGGCGAGAAGUUGGCACUCUGGGUAGACUUGGUGGAGCAAAUUUGA